UUAGAUUCACUUUCCAUCGACGCGUUCCUGGAUGGUCGGAAACCAGUUUGUGCUGUUUGCAUCUGCAUAUGACAUCGUUAACCGCCGCUGCCUUGUAUCCGAAUCGAAUCAAUUGCUUUGCAUCUUACCCUCUUUUUUUGCGACAUGGAGCCUCUAUCGCUCUCUACCAGAGGGCUCCUGCGGAGGAGAUCCCUAUGCCCAUCCUGCUUCCGUCGCCAUCUAUUUCAAUCCCGCUCUUUCGCCCGUCCUUCGCGCAUUGCGCCACAAUAUCCCUCCGCCAAUUCGGGUAUCCGGAGCAGACACUUCCACCGAAAUGAGCGUGGUCCAGAAGAGGAAGUAGAAGAGGAAGCCACCAGGCAGGCCUUUCCUCAAGGGAGCUAUUAUGCGGAGAUGCUCGCUUCGCCGCAUCCAUCCAGUCGCAGAGCCGUCACUACGAGGAAAAUCGAACCUCCACAGAAGAAACCCACGCCCUCUUCGACGACCGAACCGCAGUCUCCGCGCGAUCGAAUGGCCAUUGUCUUCGGUUCUCGACUCGCUGGUCCGGGCCGUUCAUCCCGCUACAACCCGGCGACUACGCCGCCAGAAUCCACAUGGAAGACUGUCAACGGCGUCCCUAUACCGCCUCGUCCGGUGGAACCUGAUAACUGCUGCAUGAGCGGCUGUGCGCAUUGCGUGUGGGAUGAUUUCCGCGAUGAUAUGGAACAGUGGGCAGCGAGGGUGGAAGAGGCGUAUGCUAGGGCCAAGGCAAAGGGGCCUGAGAAGGAUCUGCGCCAGAUGCAAAGACCCGAGGUUCGGAGCGCGAGCGUCAGUAUGGACGAUGAUGGAGGUGGUAGUGAGACAAAUUGGAACCUUCCCUCAGCUACGGAUGAAGAGGAACUCUUCGGUGGUAUACCGGUUGGGAUUCGGGAGUUCAUGAGGACCGAGAAGAAGCUGCGCGAAAAGCAUAAGGCGCAACAGCAAACUGCUUAAGUUCGAUUUUACAGGCGAUGCCGCCGUGUAUGACUGAAAUCUUUCAAAGGAAUAAAAAAACAAGAAAAAAAAAUAGAGAUUCCGGUUAGAUCCUAAUCUUUUGUUUGUCGUGUACUAUUAGUUUCUAGCGAUUGCAUGAUGUGUUGCAUAAUAGAUUUCAGGGUCAUGAAACAGAGAGUUUAUAUAUCUGAGCCAUAUACCAAUUAGAGAUUGAAUGCAAGUUAUAGUGUAUUUCUUCA
Molecule: messenger RNA, 1208 nt
Organism: Paecilomyces variotii
Lineage: Eukaryota; Fungi; Ascomycota; Eurotiomycetes; Eurotiales; Thermoascaceae
Product: oxidoreductase-like protein
Exons: 1
Coding region: 145-969 (274 amino acids)
Cellular component (GO): mitochondrion
Source: RefSeq, a predicted model, not a curated record